This is a messenger RNA of Mesorhabditis spiculigera, 406 nucleotides long. NCBI's taxonomy places the organism in Eukaryota, Metazoa, Nematoda, Chromadorea, Rhabditida, Rhabditidae. The record is from the annotation of a GenBank genome assembly.
AUGGCACCCUCGCGAACCGGUAUCGCCCCGAGUAUUGUCUGGCCUCCGGUAGUCGGGCAUGGUCGAAGCAUGACCGUGCAGGUAGUUGUGAUGGGUGUGGCCGGUGCUGGAAAGAGCACCGUGGCAGUAGAUCUCGCCACGUCUCCGGAGCAGACUUCGUCGACGGUGACGAUCUGCAUCCCGAGUCCAAUGUCGCCAAGAUGCGUUCGGGACACCGUUGACCGACGAAGAUCGCGUGCCGUGGCUCGACGCGAUCGCGGCCUGCUGUCCGGGCGUGCCGAUGCGGGACGAACAGGCGUCGUUGCCUGUCCGGGUCUGCGGAAGGACUAUCGGGACCGGUUGCGCCCGGACGGUCUUGACGUGCAGUUCGUCCACCUGGACGGUGAAUUCGAGACUAUCUCCGCAC